AUGGGUCUGGCACUGUCUGGCUGGCUGGGUGGCAUCCCAGCCAAGAUGAAGAAGGAUGCUCCCUCCUCUUCCUCCUUCCUCCCGCUGUCCAUCCCUACCUCCUCCCGCCUUUCACUGCUCCUAAACUCCUUUCCCAUUGCCCCUGGAGACCCCCGGUGCCGCUGGAGCCCCACACACUGUUCACCUCACUUCCUGCUGUCCCCGUGCGGGGAGGAAGUGACACGUGCACCCACCCAGCAGAGCAGCGACGGGGCUCGGGGGGAGAAGGGGGAGAGGGGAGGACUGCACGUGUGGGAGGUGCUGUGGAGCCCCGCCCACAGAGGAAGUCAUGCUGUGAUUGGUGUAUCCACGGAGCACUGCCCGCUGCAAACCUCCGGUUACACUGCACUGGUGGGCGGAGACUCACAGUCCUGGGGAUGGGAACUCACAACCAAUCAGCUGUGGCAUGCAGGGCGAGCACUGCGGAGGUACCCCGGGGAGAGAGGGGUGCAGGCAGGAGAGCGAUCUGUGUCCCCCCCUCACCCUGUCCCGGAGCACGUGCUGCUGGUUCUGGACACAGACGCAGGAACUCUGGGAUAUAUGGUAGAUGACUGCUUCCUGGGCGUGGCCUUUAAGGACCUCCCCCGAGGGGUGGAGCUGUUCCCAGCCGUCAGCAGCGUAAGGGGUGGAGCCUCCAUACGACUAUGCUACCUCAAUGGAGCUACCCGUGAGUAUAACCUCAUCAUUAUAAUACAAUACAAUGUAACUUUAUUGUACCUUGGCAUGUUGCUUGGCUUUUAUAGCAUCAACACAGACAGGCAACAUUUACCAAAAUAUUACAGCUACCAAACUAAACACAGUGCAACUAACACAACUAAAACAGUUCAGAACUAUUCAUGAUGCCCUUAAACCCAAACAUGCCCACGCCAAGUACUUAUGUUUGCAUCAGUGGAGGCUGCUGAGGGGAGAAUGGCUCAUAAUAAUAGCUGGAACGGAGCCAAUGGAAUGGCAUCAAACCAUGUGUUUGAUGCAUUUGAUUCCAUUCCACCAAUUCCGCUCCAGCCAUUACCACGAGCCCGUCCUCCACAAUUAAGGUGCCAUUGACCUCCUGUGGAAUGCAUGUAUGUUUGUUACAUUUAUUUCUCUCUUUCCUUCCUUCCCUCUCUUUCUCUCAGGCGAGCCUCCUGCACUGAUGGCUCUCUGUGGUCUGUCCAUCCAUGUGUCCAUGGGGAAAGAGAGAGAGACUCAGACAGACAGACUACCUCUGCCUCUUCCUCUUCAACGCUACCUCCUGCCCAGCAUAUGACUUGCACACACAAACACACACACACACACACACACACACACACACACACCACACACACACACACACACACACACACACACACACUGUAUGGAGUAAAUAGGAAUGUUCUCACUGACACAAUGUCCAUAUACUGCUAAAUUAUAGAACCUAUUUAUUACAACCAUGAUAUUGUUGGAUUGUAAAAUACACCUGCUGUUUUUUUACUACAUUUAUAUUUAAUAAUUUAUUAAUUUAUGUUGAAUCUAUUGCUGUUUGUUUAAAAAUGCUAUUUAUUUAUUAAAUAUCUGAUAUUACAGGCUGCCAUAACUCCUGUCCUGGGGCUCAUUGUUAUUGUUCAAGUCUUCUCUACCUCAUGUUCUCACACACACAUACAGGAUGGUUGGUUUAGACAACAAAGUAUAAAAAAAAACUAAUUAAAUAGGUUAGGAUAGCACACUGCUGAUGUGAGUAAUAUUGAACAAUCUGUUUUUUUUGUCCUCUUAGAAUAA
Molecule: messenger RNA, 1773 nt
Organism: Coregonus sp. 'balchen'
Lineage: Eukaryota; Metazoa; Chordata; Actinopteri; Salmoniformes; Salmonidae
Source: the annotation of a GenBank genome assembly